CAGUCUGUAAUGAACUCAGUAUUAUAGGAUCACAGUAAGACAGGAAUGGAUUACGUCUGUUGUCAUUAGAAUUAACAUCAUUGCUUGCGUCUUAAAUAAACACCAAGCCUCUGAAGGAGCUUUUGGGACUGUUCCUCAAACUUCAAGACGCGGUUUCUACAUUCUUUCUUAACCAAUCCGUUGUUAGCGGGAGGAGUCCCACCAGUGGACCUGAGGGACGGAAACGGUGUUUUACGAGUUCGGCGGAGCGUUUGACGACUCCGAAGGUCCGAGGUCCGGUGGGGGGCUUAUCGGGGGUGUCGGCUCCGGUACAAGCGAGCGACAUGCUCCCUCCUCAAAGAAUCGCGGGCCGAGAGCGGAGAGCGUUUCACUGGCGAACCGCCUCACCGUGGACCACGUGCGUGAGAGUGGCGUGUUGCAGUCGCUUGCGCUUUAUGUGGUUUGCUCUGAUGGUCCUGACGGUUCUCUGCGUGGCGCUGCAGAUGCUGGGAGUCGUCCGACAGGCCAGGAGCGCCAAGGUUUUGAAACUUGUCAGUGAGCAGCUGGUCAGAAUGCCUGCAGAGAUCCACAGGCCAAUAAAGCGCAAUGACUGGGAAAACAUUUGGUCUGUCUCAGCAGCUAUUGCUGAAGAACCAGUGGACCAGCAUCCUUUCAUACAGAGAAGAGACGAGAGCGAAAACACUCGUUCAGAAGAGGGAAGAGACCGAGUCUUGGAGGAUACAAGAAAACAGCUUACUAGUACCACCGAAGCAGCUCCGCCAAUAGAGACGAACAAACUCUGGCUUGGCCAAGAAUUCCCAAACCAGCCACGUAGACCAGCUUACCCCCAAAAGACCCCAAAAAUUAAAAAACAACCACACACUGAUGAAAUUAAUAGAUAUACAGUAAAAUCACGAGCCGACAACACUGCCACGUGUCAUCCCAAAAACCACAUUGUCUUCCUCAAGACGCACAAGACUGCCAGCAGCACUAUACUGAAUAUUCUCUAUCGUUAUGGGGAAAGCCAUAACCUGACUUUUGCCUUGCCGCUGAACAUGCACAGCCAGUUAUUUUACCCAGCAUUCUUUGCAGCGCACUUUGUGGAGGGUGUCAGGACUCGCAGUGUGAAGGAGUUCCACAUCCUGUGCAAUCAUAUGAGAUUCAGCUCACUAGAGGUGAGGAAAGUGAUGCCCAAAGACACAUUCUAUUUUUCCAUUCUUCGGAAUCCAGUGGCGAUGAUGGAAUCCCUGUUUGUUUACUACAAAGCGAUCCCGGCUUUCCGUGCUGUCAGGAGCCUUGAGGAGUUCCUGAUCCAGGGCGGGCGGAGCUACAACGCCUCUGUGCCUAAUAACCACUAUGCACGUAACAUUUUGACCUUCGACUUCGGUCUGGAUAACACAGCCCCCGAGAACGGCACCGAUCUGGACAGACGCAGCGCCGAGGUCAUCGCCGCCAUGGAACGCGACUUUCCGCUAAUCCUAAUCUCGGAGUAUUUUGACGAAUCGCUGGUGCUUCUAAAACACGUCCUCUGCUGGUCACUGGACGACGUUUCGUCGUUUCGCCUCAAUAGUCGCAGUGAACGCUCUCGCAGGCCCCUGAGCGCAGAGACCGCAGAGCGCGUCAAAGAGUGGAAUUCGCUAGACUGGCGAUUAUACCAGCACUUUAACGCAACGUUCUGGAAACGCAUAGACUCCACACUUGGGCGGACGAAGCUCCGGCAGGAAAUAGAGCUUCUGAGGACAAAGAGGAGGAACCUUGAGCGAAUGUGUCUUCAGGAAGGAGGGGCAGUAGAUCCUGCGCAGGUCCAGGAUUCAUCGCUGAAGCCGUUUCAGUACGGCGCGGCGGUCAUUCAAGGUUAUAACCUCCGACAGGAGUUAAAUAAUGACACUCGUCGGCUUUGUCAGAGGUUGAUUACGCCUGAACUACAGUACACCUCAGCUUUGUACGCCAAACAGUUCCCUCAGCUGGCAGCCGCCCGUGCCGCCGCGGCAAAAAAGAUUGCGGCUUCCAGAAACGCUGCAACGCACAGAGCCGUUAAGCGCAACGUUGAGACGUACGUUCACACAGCAAUGUCGAACAAUACCUCGCAUAACAAUAAAAAUAAAGCCAUCGUGGAUGAACAUAGCUUACACAUUUUAACUAAAUCUGUUACUCAUCGUGGGAGGCAAAGCAAUUUCGAUGUAACCAAACAGUAUAAUAAAAUAAAAAGAAACUCGCAUAAACACACCGCACAAAAACACUUUAUAAACUCAAACGUACAUAAGGAAUCGCAAGAGCCUGGUUUUUUGAGAUGAGUUUAUCAACUCAUAACAGAAAUGGUUAACUAGUCAGAAAUGAAUGCAUUAAAAGAUUUGGCUGGCAAAAAAAUCUAUGCUGUUCAAACUGCCUAGUGCUACGAAAGCAAGCAGUUUUCUGUUGGUGAAUGCAGUAAAUUCGGGUUAUCAGCUUGAAAAAGAGGGAACGUUUUCGCCCUCGCUGACUCCCGAUUAGGGUUGGGUUUCCUUUGUAUUCCAAUUCUGAUUCGGCUUAUUGAUUCCGAUUCAUAUUUCCCAGUUUCGAUUCAACGUUUAGAAAGCGAACAUAUUUUAUUCCGUGUCCUUUCGCGGAACAUUGCUGCUGAACAGGAACAAAAAUCUGCAUAAAACUGAAGUUGAUUAACAGCUGUUUGUCUGUAAAAUAGAGCCGCACGAUUCUGGAUUCGAGGGUUUGAAUUCUCUCACAAUAGGUGGAAUUUAAAUUAAGUAUCCGAUUCUGGAAUUGAUUUUCAAUUCCUAAAACUUCUCUUCAUUAUAUUUGAACUUACUGGAUUCGGCCAGUGAAAUUUUACUGAGCAAUGCUUAACGUGACCGUAUGAUUUAUAUUUAUUUUUACAAUGUUUUUAGCUCCAUCACAGCCCGAUUUUAUACAGAUUUAAAGCAUUGGCAUCCAGUGAGCAAUGUUUCCGCGUCUCUUUUGCUUUCCUCCGGUGCUCAAUCGCUGCAGUAAAAGAAGUCAUAAUUUUACCUGAAUUGCAAAUUUGAGUUUGCUGUCUGGGUCCAAUGUGAUGCAACAAAAAGAAAUGUUUUGCUAUGUAGCUCUCACGAACUGCUUGUAAUAAUCAGCGUACAAUAUAAUGGGACCAGCGUAGUCUGAUUCACGAAUGAAUGACUCUUACGAGCUGGUUCUUUUUGUGAAUCGAAAAUAUAUGGGACGACAAACCGUUGACUCCCAUGACGAGAUGGUUAUUUUUAGUCAAUCAAAAGCAUAUAUCGAGACCAGUGUAGCUCAGUAAAUGGGGAAAAUGCUUUUAUGAGCAGGUGCAGUUUAGCAAAUCAAAAACAUACUUACCGACCAUAUAAUAAGUUGUUCAGAAAAGAAAAAAGGCUUAUGCCAGUAUCAUCGACAAUGUCCAUACGACAGCGUUUUGUUAAAGAUAGCCUUUUUUUUUUAAAAUGGGCUCCAAUAAACAAUAUUUGUUAGGAAUGGUAGCCUAUUAUCAAAGUUUUGAUUAAAAUAUCGUGUCUCCUAUUAAUGUAUUUCUGCUUUACCCUCCAGCAAAACCAAUGAUACUUAAUGCACCUGAUCAUUUGACCCUUAAAAUGUUAUAGGCUAUGAUUAUAGUUUGAGACAAUAAUAAUCAAGUGUGAUUCAUCGUCUUAGAAGACUAAGUAAUGUCUCAUUUACCUUGUUUGCACUAUCUCUUCUCACAUAAAUCGUCUCGUUUUUAUGAAAACGAUUUGCCAUUUGUACACCAUAAGAGGCUUAUUGCGCCCGUUCGGCCGUGUUUUGUGUUUUGGAAAACGCAAAGCUUUCUGCUCAAUAUGUCUAAGCUAUUUCACUAAAACUAAUGGUUCGAGUUUCCAAUGUGAGUCAGAAGUUUAUAUAACAUGGAUAAAGCGCAUGUUUGGCCUCUGCAAAAGCACAGAUCGGGCUCAGCUAGGUUUUUUUGUCAUAACGCUAAUUGAAAAUUGACCUAUACAGCAGCAUUGUGAAUAACUCUUUUCAUAAUAGGCAUGAACUUUGUAAAUCCAGCUAUUUAUUUUUGCGCCGUGUGUCUUUUUCAAUUUGAUUUGUUGUUAAAUGUCACUGGGGGAAAAGUGGAAAAUAUGUCAGUGGCAUUUUCAGAGACGUGAAUCAGAGCCUAAUGCUGUUCGCUUUUUGAAAUGGCUAUUUCUGACACUCCAGCAUUUGAAAUGCAGCGGCCUCUGAAAGUAUUCAGGAGCUGUGGACACGCAAAUAAAGUUUGCUAGUGCUGCGGCAUAGUUGAGUUGUUGGCUCAGGUUUGAAUCUGACCUGGUUCAUGUCCUGAUCCCGUUUUAUCUUACCUAUCUGCAUUCUGCUGUCCUAUAAAUAACGACGAAAUGCCCUAAAACAAAACGAUUUACAAACAGAACGUAUGAACUUCAUUGCAUCAGAUAAACACAUCGAACCAGGUGAAAUCAACAGACAAAACCUAUUCGAAUUGAUGUUAAUGUGAUGUAGUGCACUAUGAACGAGUCUGAAAAUCCAAAUAAUUUGGUUGAUUCUAUUAUUUAAAGCCUAAUAAAUGUCAUUUCACACGAUAAUUUAGCUGAAAAGUGAGUUUUCUUGAAAACGAACACUACUUGGAUCGCUGUUUUAUUAUGCAGCGCAAUGACAAAGUGCGGUGUAAGUGUUUAAGUAUUUAAUGGAGCCUCUUUUUCUCACAAGCGCAACCCUAAUUAAUGUAAACGUUCUGUAUCGUGACGGAUCGAAUGCGAUGGCCAUCUACAAAACCAGUCUGGUGAUUCAAUGCAUUAUUGAGGCCAGUCUGAAUGAAGAAAGUAGCCCGUCUCAAUUAAGAAAGCAGACUUGUGCUGAGGGCUAAUGCUGAUUUGUCAAGUUUUACCAGCCUUACCGAGACUCUGAAAGACCUGGAACUUGACCAUUAUCCAAAAUGACCUAGGAGCCUUCGGAAAAGAUCCUCUGAACCAGAGCUUUAAUCUAAAGUUGGCGUCGAUGUUAGAGAGCAAUACACUGCGUGAGGCACCUUAUUUCAAAUCUCUGAAAGCUACAAGAUAUAUGUUUCGUAUUUAUUAAUAAAAGAUGAUUCUCUGGU
Molecule: messenger RNA, 5035 nt
Organism: Puntigrus tetrazona (Sumatra barb)
Lineage: Eukaryota; Metazoa; Chordata; Actinopteri; Cypriniformes; Cyprinidae
Gene: gal3st2
Product: galactose-3-O-sulfotransferase 2
Exons: 5
Coding region: 324-2273 (649 amino acids)
Biological process (GO): glycolipid biosynthetic process
Cellular component (GO): membrane
Molecular function (GO): galactosylceramide sulfotransferase activity
Source: RefSeq, a predicted model, not a curated record